AUGGCGGACUGGAAGACGCAGGUCUCUUACAACUACAACAGCGCGUACCACGCAUACGCUUACGGCCUGGUGUACCAGCCCGGGGCCGAGCAGCCCCACCACACGCACCACACCCACCAUACCCACCACAACCUGGCGGACUGGGGCGACGCCGGGGCCCAGGACCUGAGCAGCUACGAUGGUGGGGCGGCGCAGGGCUGCUACUCCGCCACCGCGGGGCCCCGGGCGCAGCCCUCGGCCCCGGUAUCCGGCGCCUGCUACCCGGCCCCCGGGCUCGGCCACGUGGGCGGCCCGCAGGGCGGGAACGCGGCCAGGCGAGCCGGCAGCGACUCUGCCAGCGACUCCGAGGCGCACACCUCACCCGAUUCGUGGAGUUCUGUCAGCAGCCGUGAAAGCAGUCUCCCCCAGGCAGACCCUGUUACCUGGGCUGAGAAAGACGAGAGCGAGGAUGUGGUUGGCAGGAGUCCGGAUACCAAUAAUGAUGUCUCCAGCUCUCUCAUGGAGGAGCCACAGACUUUUGACAUCAUGGGAAACAAAGCCACUGAAAACCAGGCGUCUUUGAAUGGGGCCCCAGCUACCCCGAAGAAGCCGUGCACUACUCCAGGAAAUACCCCCAAAGGAAAGGCCAGGGCAGCUUUCUCUGAGUGUCAGAUGAACGCUCUGGUCCAGCGCUUCAGCGUGCAGCGGUACCUCACCCCAGGCGAGAUGAAGAACUUGGCAGAACUGACUGGGCUGACCUACAAACAGGUGAAGACGUGGUUUCAGAACCGGCGGAUGAAGCUUAGGAGGCACCAGAAAGACACAAGUUGGGUGUCUGAGCGCUAUGCCGUCAAAAAGGACAACUCUGUUCGUGGCCCAAUUUUCUCAAACGGCACCUCACACAUCACACCUUACCAGGGAGAUGCACGGCCCCAAUUCAGAGAGCAUUACGCGCAGCACAUGGAGGCAGCUUUCAAGAGCGCGCCACAGAACCUGGCCUUCUACCUGGCUGCUAUGGGCGGAGCUCCCAGACCUGCCGGCUAUCACCCCUGGUCCUCCGGCUCAUCGCAGGGCGCCGUGGCCAACAGGCCCCACGUAUCUGGGUGGCCCAUGCCGCUAGACGGCAGCCGCUACGACUACAACCCCAAUGCAUUCAACGCACCCGGGGCCGUGAACAACUUUGAGCACAGUGCAAGCUUUGAAACCAAGGAUGGGGAGUCCGGGGGAACCCACGCCUCCUUAAAUGCAGCUAUGCCACACAAUGCCGGCCAGUAG
This is a messenger RNA of Cololabis saira (Pacific saury), 1254 nucleotides long. RefSeq names its product nanog homeobox (gene nanog). The transcript has 4 exons. NCBI's taxonomy places the organism in Eukaryota, Metazoa, Chordata, Actinopteri, Beloniformes, Belonidae. The record is from RefSeq and is a predicted model, not a curated record. Gene Ontology annotation, molecular function: RNA polymerase II cis-regulatory region sequence-specific DNA binding; DNA-binding transcription factor activity, RNA polymerase II-specific. Gene Ontology annotation, biological process: regulation of transcription by RNA polymerase II. The coding region runs from base 1 to 1254 and encodes 417 amino acids.